AUGGCCCAGGACAACGCCGCCUUCUGUGGGGUCCCCGAGGGGGUCCCCGAGGGGGUCCCCGGGGAGGGGAAGCCCCCCCCAGCGCCCCCCCGGCGGCGGGGGGCCGGUGUCCGCAAGCGUCAGCGUUACGUGGAGAAGGACGGGAAGUGCAACGUGCAGCACGGGAACGUGCGGGAGACGUACCGGUACCUGACCGACAUCUUCACCACCUUGGUGGACCUCGAGUGGCGCUUCAGCCUCUUGGUCUUCAUCCUGGCCUAUGCCGUCACCUGGCUCUUCUUCGGCCUCAUCUGGUGGUUCAUCGCCUACUGCCGGGGGGACCUGGACCACCUGGAGGACCACGCCUGGACCCCCUGCGUCAACAACCUCAACGGCUUCGUCUCCGCCUUCCUCUUCUCCAUCGAAACCGAGACCACCAUCGGCUACGGCCACCGCGUCAUCACCGACAAAUGUCCCGAGGGCAUCGUGCUGCUGCUGCUCCAGGCCAUCCUGGGCUCCAUGGUCAACGCCUUCAUGGUGGGCUGCAUGUUCGUGAAGAUCUCCCAACCCAACAAGAGGGCCGAGACCUUGGUCUUCUCCUCCCACGCCGUGGUGUCCCUGCGGGACGAUCGGCUCUGCCUGAUGUUCCGCGUGGGCGACCUGCGGGACUCGCACAUCGUGGAGGCCUCCAUCCGUGCCAAGCUCAUCAAGUCCAAGCAGACGCAGGAAGGAGAGUUCAUCCCCCUGGACCAGACCGACCUCAGCGUGGGCUUCGAGACGGGUGACGACCGCCUCUUCCUCGUCUCACCCCUCAUCAUCAGCCACGAGAUCGACGAGCGCAGCCCCUUCUGGGACGUCUCGCGGCACCAGCUGGAGAAGGACGACUUUGAGAUCGUCGUCAUCCUCGAGGGAAUGGUGGAGGCCACAGGGAUGACGUGCCAGGCCCGGAGCUCCUACCUGGCAGACGAAGUGCUGUGGGGCCACCGCUUCGCCCCCCUGCUCAGCCUUGAGGAGGGAUUCUACGAGGUGGACUACGGGGGCUUCCACCAGACCCUGCCCGUGCCCACCCCGGCCACCAGCGCACGCCAGUUGGCCACCGCCGCCGCCCGCCGCCAAGCCCACCUCUACUGGUCCAUCCCCAGCCUGGACCAGGAGGCAGCGGCAGGGGGGGAAGGACAGGACCCCCCCGGUAGCCCCCAGGAGAGUAAUGGCAGCUUGGCCAGCCCCGAGGCGCGGUGA
This is a messenger RNA of Calypte anna (Anna's hummingbird), 1218 nucleotides long. It is a transcript of the gene KCNJ9, whose product is annotated as potassium inwardly rectifying channel subfamily J member 9. Gene Ontology annotation, biological process: regulation of monoatomic ion transmembrane transport; potassium ion import across plasma membrane. Gene Ontology annotation, molecular function: inward rectifier potassium channel activity. The record is from RefSeq and is a predicted model, not a curated record. Gene Ontology annotation, cellular component: plasma membrane. Bases 1 to 1218 code for a protein of 405 amino acids. Lineage: Eukaryota; Metazoa; Chordata; Aves; Apodiformes; Trochilidae. The transcript has 2 exons.